This is a messenger RNA of Drosophila ficusphila, 984 nucleotides long. It is a transcript of the gene Hsp67Bc, whose product is annotated as heat shock protein 67B3. Gene Ontology annotation, biological process: response to heat; protein refolding. The transcript has a single exon. Bases 187 to 786 code for a protein of 199 amino acids. The record is from RefSeq and is a predicted model, not a curated record. Gene Ontology annotation, molecular function: protein folding chaperone. NCBI's taxonomy places the organism in Eukaryota, Metazoa, Arthropoda, Insecta, Diptera, Drosophilidae.
CCGUAAAACUCCACAUUCGAGUCGGAAAAGUCAAGGUGAAUUAAGCGAAAAAUUGCAACGGAAAUUGUAAAUUCAACCCCCCCGCUGGCAAAUCAACCCCUGGAAUCUUCUUGAAAGGAAAGCAGGUCGUCGGUUCAUCGAACUUCCGCUAGAUACACAGAGAAGUAAAGAAGUUAAGAAGGAAAAAUGCCAGACAUUCCCUUUGUCUUGAAUUUGGAUUCCCCGGACUCCAUGUACUACGGACAUGAUAUGUUCCCGAAUCGCAUCUAUAGGCGAUUGCACUCGCGGCAGCAUAACGAGCUGGAUCUGCAUACCCUGGGCCUGAUUGCCCGGAUGGGUGCACAUGCCCAUCACCUGGUGACCAACAAGAGGAGCGGAGAGCUGGCUGCCUUGGGUAGAACUGGAGCCCGCGAUAAGCAGGGAAACUUUGAGGUUCACCUGGAUGUGGGACUCUUUCAACCGGGUGAACUAACGGUUAAAUUGGUCAACGAUUGCAUCGUUGUCGAGGGAAAACACGAGGAACGGGAGGAUGAUCAUGGACACAUUUCCCGACACUUUGUUCGUCGUUAUCCGCUGCCCAAGGAGUUCGAUUCGGAUGCCAUUGCAUCCACUUUGUCGGAGGAUGGAGUUCUUAACAUCACAGUUCCUCCAUUGGUUUCCAAGGAGGAGCCCAAGGAGCGGGUAAUACCCAUCAAGCAUGUGGGUCCUUCGGAUCUCUUCCAGAAUGGCAACGGCCACAAGGAGCCAGCUGCCCCAGAUUCCACUCCAGCUCAGGAGACCAAGUAAAAAACCCCCAAAUGUUGCAGCUUCAGCAGCCAAGUGAUUUCCCAAGACUCUCGUUUAUCGUUGCACUAAAAAGUCAUGAAAAUUACGCACGCAUCGCACUUCAUUUAUUCAUUAAUGUCUAAAUUUUAAAAGUCCAAUCCAAUUUUAAGACUAAUCGAAACCAAGUAUUAUAAUAAAGGAAUAUGAAUGUCUCAGUUA